CUCGACGCAACACUCCAAGUUGGACUACCCCUCCAGCACGAAUAUUAAAUGUGAGUCGCACAGCUGAUGGAAAGGUGCGGUCGGUGACGGGUUGUCGUGACAAAAAUGUGUAUGUGUGGGAUGUCUAUGCCCGUCCUCAAAGAAGCUGGUCUUGGACUCUUGGGAACCUAGUAAUAACUAUUCCUCACGCCGCAGCUGAAAAGUCGUCAAUGGACAGCGAUGCGACGCUACGUCCAGUUCAGAAGGUUUCGCAUCGAUUCCUGCCAGGCUUUUUUGAUGAUGCUCGACACGGUGUUCGCUCAUCUGUGAGCCGACACUGUGAUGCUCUCGCACCCCCCCUCCAACUGCGCUCCUCCGCUACCUAUAUUCGCUCUUCCGCAACUCCCAACCCAUCAGCGAAGCAACUGAACACCAGCAACGCCAACUUUUCUCGUGGUGGUCCUCAUACCGUUGAAGUCGCCGCAGUGCGAGAUAAACGGGCACUGUUUGUUGCUCGACGUCCCGCACAUGACCAUGACAAGGCGAAACGAAUACAGCAGUAGCAAGGCUAAGCUCACAUCGACAUCGCGAACUCAGCCUUCUGAUACCGCUUCGACGUCCGCGACACCUGAUGUUAAUACUACGCCAAAUGCAGCAACGCCGACCGUGCAGUUACCACCUGUCCCCGUGUGGGCUCGUUUCGUCCUUUUUCUCUCUUGUGCAUCUCCUCCGCAUAGGAGUGGUCACUGAUUACAGACGCAGAUAAAUAUAUAUAUCGUCAUUAGUUCUGGUUCAUGAUCUCUUCCUC
Molecule: messenger RNA, 787 nt
Organism: Suillus subalutaceus
Lineage: Eukaryota; Fungi; Basidiomycota; Agaricomycetes; Boletales; Suillaceae
Exons: 5
Coding region: 210-542 (110 amino acids)
Source: RefSeq, a predicted model, not a curated record